UGUCACUUCACUGACUCCAGUCGCUGCCUCUGAAUAUGACCCCAUCAAAACCAGCCAAUCGCCUUAAUUUCUCUGCAUACAGCUCGUUCAAACAGACAGCAGUAACUGGUUAGAUGGAGUCCCGCCAAGGCUACCCACAUUCCCCUAGGUAUGGCAAGCCCAAAGGGUCUUGGGAGACUGAGUCCAAAUCCACAAACCAGCACAAAAAGGACACCACAGCUCCAAGCACAGGACAUGGAAGAAAUGCAGAGCAGGGAAGUGGGUCAGUACCAUCUGACAGGAGAGGAACAUCCAGAGCCGCUCCGAUUCAACCAAAAACACUAACCACAACUGUUACACCAAGCUCUCCAAUGCCUUUAGCUUCCUCACCAACAACAUCAAAAAUGCUCCUCGUCCAAGCAUCUACAGCUAAACAUACCACAGUCUCUUCACCAGUCACUGCCAAACAUGCUGUUGGGACCCCUGAGGGUUUGACUCUGCCUCUCCAGACCACAGUAACGACAGGAACCAGGCUGAAGUCCCCGAGCAGCAGCAGAACAGGAGAGCUGAAGGCAUCUGCUAGAAGCUCUCCCAAAAAUCUCCACAAAACCACCUCAGCAUCUCAGAUCAAUGCGCCUGCAAACUCUCCAAAGAACAUGCAAAAAACAGCUUCGGCUGUCACGAUAACAAGUCCAGACUUGCCAAAGAGCAUCCAUCGAGCAGCUCCCUCUCAAAUCCCCAGGGCCACAUCCAGCCCCAAGCUCAGGCCCAGCUCUGCUGCAUCACUCACAGUGGACAAAACUGACACUUGCAAGAAAGGGGGCAACAGAGAGGGGGUGCAUUCACUCUCACCAAAACUAAGAACACAAGCAGUGGCAAACAGCCCACAGGUAGACAGCAUGACGCAACCAGGUACAGAAUACAACAAGGAGAAAAGCCCUCAGAGGCAUAGCGAGGAAAAGAAGGGGCGUGUAGAGAGGAAAGGCGGAGAAGACGUCCUUCAGGACAUCCAAGUGGGACAAAUCCCCAAAAGAAGCGACCUCACUAUCCAGGUAGCAUCUAAAUGUCCCAGCUCUCCACAAGAUAAGAAGCAGCUAUCACCAGCGGAGACCCCCUCUGCAGCACAGUCGAAAGAGACGACGGGCAAGGCAGAAACAAAUGUCAUGACCCAAGAGAGAGAGUGUGUCACAGAGAAAAGGAAGAAGGGGGAGAGAGAGAAGGAAGAGCGAGAGAAGGAAAGACUGAGGGAAAAGAUGAAGGAGAAGAGAGACGAGGAAAGGAGGAGGGAAAAAGAGAAGGAAGAGAAAGAAAGAGAAAAGAAGGCAGCAGGUCAGAUCUGCAAGAGCUUCAAAGAUGCUUCAACAAUGACUGUAGAAGAUCACGCUUCUGUAAAAACUCUCGAUGCUGGCCUGCAGACGGACUUGGGGUACAUGGAUGCUGCAGUCCAGGCUGUUGUAGAGGUCACCAGCAGGUCCACAACCACAAGUCCAGCUCUGACUCUUCGGCCCUGGAGCCAGAUGGACCCAGACCUCAGCAACCAUGGGAAAACCUCUGGAACCUCUGGCGUGAACUUAGAAAAUGGACUUAGUCCAGAUGCCAGCUCGGAUUCUGACUGGCUGUCAGGUUUAUCAUCACCAACUGCUGCUACAGCGGGAACAAAGCCCAAAUUUCUGGGCCCACCCCCUUACAAGUCCCCAAAUAGCUACAGACCUCCUCACCAACAUGUGUGCCAAAUAGAUAUUGAAUUGCGCAGCCAGUCCUCUCUGUCUGACAGCCUGGCUCUGCCCCAGGUCACUGUCAGUGAAGUCAGCCCAGCAAGUCACAGUGGACUGUCAUAUUCAGGGUCAGUGGAGAAGGACUCUUCAGCCAGGUCUGGCUUGGAAGUGCAAUCCAAGGAAGAGGCAAAAGAGACAGACAAAGCAGAGAAAGGUCCACCUCCUGAGGUGGUCUGGGAUGAGCAGGGCAUGACGUGGGAGGUCUAUGGAGCAGCGGUGGAUAUGGAAUCUCUCGGCUUUGCCAUCCAGAACCACCUUCAGAAGAAGAUCCGGGAACACGAGCAGCGCAUAGGGACUCUGCGCAAGUCCAUCUCGCUCUCCGAGCGCUCUCCUCCUUACAUGAAAGGAGCAAAGAAAAAGAAGAAGAGGAAUGUCUUCCGCUCACUGUUCCGCGGCCCUGCCUGCUGCUCGAAGGCGCAGGCCAAAGCUGAAGGGGCACAGUGACCCACCAUGUGUUUGCAAACCUUUGAAAGAAGGUACUUGUUGGAACUUUGUCACAGAACAGCACCUCAAAGUCAUUCCAAAAGAGUUUGAGGCAGAACCUCAAAUGUGAACUCUAGAUUGCCACACACUCUUAUUGAUGUCCAUAGCCUGGUGGGAUUGUGAGGAACAGUUCAUAAACCUCCUAGCUGCUGUGUUUCUACUUAUAUCUUUAUGGGACUCUGUCAAAGCACUGAUGUUAUUAGGUUUCAAAAGUAGCAAAUAAUUUGUUCACGUGAGUCACUAUUAGCGCACAGUCUGCAAAUGAGCACUUUUCACUAGCUGCAUCUGUAUAAUGUAGCACUUACACGGAAUGUAAUGCUAUGCAUGCCCAGUUAGUUGGGUGUUUUAGCUGACCCAAGUUCACCUGCACACUGGAAAAGGCCUCGGUUGGUCAUAGGUGGUGAUGUGUGGCCAGCCAACAUUGCCUAAACCACAACUUUGAUAUUACUAUUACAGUCUGGGAUUUGAGACCAGUGCUGAUCCUUGGGUACCUCACAGUUUACUCUUUCCUUUCCUGCCACCUAAAUAACUGAUUCAGUUUGUCAACUAACUAAUACAAUUUAUUUUUUUACCCUAAAGUCCAGAGCCUGUAUGUUAAGGAAGCCUGAUUUAAAGUGCAUUUCGUUGCUGCUGGCAACAAAACCUUGUAUCUUGAAAAUGGUGACUUUACUGGAGAAAAACAAACCUUGAAAUGAAAGUUAAUGCAACCUAAUUUUUUCAAAAUAUUUUUGGACCAUUUUUGUUGGUCCAUUCGCCAUAAUUUCACAAGGACAAAGUACAUUAAGGAACAUUUCUGUAAAUGUGUCAGUUUGGCAUGUUUUGCUGAUUGACAUCUGUAUGAAAUGUUCACAAGGGACAACUGAAAUUUUCAAAUAUUUGCAAAAAAGUGAAAAAAACCCCAAAUUCAUACACAAGUUUUUUGCACGACAGCAACAAUUUGCUUGUUUACAUUGUUUUUGCAGCUAUGCUAGUUAUGCUAAAAUCCACCUAUGCUAAAAUACUUAUUUAUCGGUUCAGAUGCUCGAGGCAUCUAAAAUGACUUUAGGUUAGCUAAUUGUAAUAUUAAUGUGUGUCCCCUGUUGCCUUAUUAUUAUAGAAACAGUAGCUUUUUCCUUUGAAGUAGAACUUUAGCACUGCCAGAGUUCAGUUUUUACUCCGACAGUGAGCUGAUGAGUGAGAUCAUGCUUGUUCUAUCAGGGACGACACUAAACUCCACAGUACUGUUGCCUUCCAGGACAUUCUUACUUAAGCUUGCGCAAACGAGGAACUGACCUGGUCUCAGAUCACAGGGCGGAUUUGUGGUGUUUUGUGUUUGAGCACUUUACCUGAAUGUAUGCACGCACUUCAUGAUGUAGCAAUGCCACAGAGCCACUCUGUCCCUGUACUACACUGAGCUGAAAUGGUACGAUUGUGAUAUGUCAAUUAAGUAAUACAUUCCAAAGACAAGGCACUUGGUACAGAGCGCUUUGGCUGUAGCAGAAAGAUGUUCAACAAUGUUCACAUUACAAGUCUUUUUGGCUCAGUUCUGAUCUGGUCUUUCAAACUUGAUGGUUCACAGUCUUGUAGGUAAGGUUUUGUUCACUGGGUGGCGGGGGGGCAAUUAGAUGCACUGCACUUUUUCAGCAACUAGAACAUUAACAGGGCAGGAUAUUAGCAUGACCUGGUCAGCAGGUAACAUGCGCCAACGGUCUGUUCAGUAUCAGUAUUAUUCAGAGACAGGUACUGAAACAGUCACUGUAACACAAAGUAAACUACAACACACAAAUUAAAAUGUUACCUUACUAGGCCGGUCUAAGCUGGUUUAUGCUGGUUUAUGCUGGUCUGGUGCUGGUUGAUCAGCAUACAAGCACUCAAAACACAACAUCAACUGAUCAGCCAUAACAUUAAAACUACCUCCUUGUUUCUACACUCAUUGUCCAUUUUAUCAGCUCUGCUGACCAUA
Messenger RNA from Pygocentrus nattereri (red-bellied piranha), 4179 nucleotides. RefSeq names its product G protein-regulated inducer of neurite outgrowth 3 (gene gprin3a). Bases 114 to 2198 code for a protein of 694 amino acids. Gene Ontology annotation, biological process: neuron projection development. The transcript has 2 exons. Gene Ontology annotation, cellular component: plasma membrane. The record is from RefSeq and is a predicted model, not a curated record. NCBI's taxonomy places the organism in Eukaryota, Metazoa, Chordata, Actinopteri, Characiformes, Serrasalmidae.